Molecule: messenger RNA, 1257 nt
Organism: Arctia plantaginis
Lineage: Eukaryota; Metazoa; Arthropoda; Insecta; Lepidoptera; Erebidae
Source: the annotation of a GenBank genome assembly
AUGGCUGUUCGGCUCUUUAUAAAAAAUGUACUGUAUAAAUGUGGAAACCGUGUGCAUAAAACCGGUUCACGGUCAAUGACACAUUAUCCCAUUGACGACUACGUAUUUGGACUGUCCAGUGAACAGCAACAGCUUAGACAAACAGUUUUCGAUUUCGUUCAAAAAGAAUUGGCACCAAAAGCCUCACAAAUAGACAAAGAAAAUAAUUUCGCUGAGAUAAGACAAUUCUGGAAGAAAUGUGGAGAAUUGGGACUUUUAGGGAUAACGGCAAGUCCGGAAUUCGGUGGUACCGGCGGGAAAUACUCGGACCACUGUGUUAUUAUGGAAGAGCUGUCAAGAGCUAGCGGAUCAAUAGCGUUGUCAUACGGAGCGCAUUCAAAUUUAUGUGUAAAUCAAAUAAACAGGAAUGGCACAGAUGAACAAAAGGCAAAAUAUUUGCCAAAGCUCUGUUCAGGUGACCACUUCGGUGCGCUGGCAAUGUCUGAGCCAGGGUCUGGGAGUGACGUAGUGUCAAUGAAGCUAAGGGCAGAAAAGAAUGGUGAUUACUAUGUACUGAAUGGAAACAAAUUUUGGAUCACUAAUGGACCGGAUGCUGAUGUUUUAGUAGUUUACGCGAAAACUGAUUUGUCAAGCAAACCUCAGCACGGUAUCACAGCGUUUCUGAUAGAGAAAGACUUUCCUGGUUUUAGCACUGCACAGAAAUUGGAUAAACUAGGUAUGAGAGGAUCAAAUACUUGCGAAUUAGUGUUCGAAGACUGUAAGGUCCCAGCCAAAAAUAUACUUGGAUCAGAAAACAAAGGAGUCUACGUAUUGAUGUCAGGCUUAGACCUUGAGCGACUAGUGCUGGCAGGAGGGCCCGUUGGUCUGAUGCAGGCGGCAAUAGAUACAGCGUUUAGCUACGCACAUACUAGAAAGCAGUUUGGCAAACACAUCGGAGAGUUCCAGUUACUACAGGGCAAAAUGGCGGACAUGUACACAACUCUAAGUGCGUGUCGAAGCUACCUGUACAAUGUAGCAAAGGCUUGUGAUGGGGGACACGUGAACAGCAAGGACUGCGCGGGAGUCAUUCUCUAUUGCGCUGAAAAAGCCACACAAGUAGCUUUAGAUGCCAUACAGAUAUUAGGAGGAAACGGUUUCAUAAAUGACUACCCCACUGGCAGAAUACUCAGAGAUGCCAAGCUUUAUGAAAUUGGUGGUGGAACAUCUGAAGUUAGAAGAAUGCUCAUUGGUAGAACACUGAACAAUGAAUACAAAUAA